Mucor mucedo is the source of this 1366-nucleotide messenger RNA. RefSeq lists its product as uncharacterized. Gene Ontology annotation, molecular function: protein farnesyltransferase activity; CAAX-protein geranylgeranyltransferase activity. The coding region runs from base 134 to 1060 and encodes 308 amino acids. Lineage: Eukaryota; Fungi; Mucoromycota; Mucoromycetes; Mucorales; Mucoraceae. The transcript has 5 exons. Gene Ontology annotation, cellular component: cytoplasm; CAAX-protein geranylgeranyltransferase complex; protein farnesyltransferase complex. The record is from RefSeq and is a predicted model, not a curated record. Gene Ontology annotation, biological process: protein farnesylation; protein geranylgeranylation.
AGUUUAAAAGAAACAAAGAAAAUAUUUUCCCCCGUCUCUUUUAUCAACAAAAAAACUAUAGCAAGAUGACGUCCCUCGUUAUUAUUAAAUCUCAGUUUUCUGCUCUCCUCACUCUCUUCCUUUGCACGCAACCAUGAGUGAAGUAUUAUAUUGCGAUAAUCCUGAAUGGAAAGAUGUAACACCUGUACCUCAGGAUGAUGGACCUAAUCCACUUGUGCCUAUUGCGUAUUCAAAAGAGUAUUCAGAUGCCAUGGACUAUUUUAGAGCUGUGACAAUUACUAAUGAAAAGUCACCACGCGUAUUGUCCUUGAUUGAAGAUAUCAUUGAAAUGAACCCUGCUCAUUAUACCGUCUGGAACUAUCGCCAAGUGGUUUUGUUUGCCUUAAACUCGGACUUGGAGGAGGAAUUAAACUAUAUCGACGAAAUCAUUGCUGAACAGGCCAAGAAUUAUCAGGUUUGGCAUCAUCGUCAAGUGAUUGUGGACCGAUUGGAUAAUGGCGAUAGAGAAAUUCCUUUCAUAAAUGCAGUUUUGGAAGAGGAUUCAAAAAACUAUCAUGGUUGGUCUUAUAGACAAUGGGUUGUCAAGAGAUUUAAUUUGUGGAGUAGUGAAUUAUCCUAUACAAAUGAUUUACUAUUGUUUGACGUAAGAAACAACUCAGCCUGGAAUUACCGCUAUUAUGUCUUAUUCAAUAGCCCAAUUUUACCCUCAGAUGAAUUGCUUCAAGAGGAAAUUAACUUCACACAAAAACAAAUCACUUUGGCGCCAAACAACUCGAGCAGUUGGUCAUACCUCAAAGCAUUACACGAGAAAACAAACAAGCCUUUACAAUCUUUUGAGCCAUUUUUAAAGACACUGAUCGAAUCAAAAGUGGAAUCACCUUUCCUUUUAUCAGCUUAUAUAGACAUUUAUGAGCAGAAUGCAAAGCUGGAAAAGGCUCCUGUCAAUAAUGCGGCUCUCGAAAUGUGUUUGGAAUUGGCAAAUAAGCAAGAUGCCAUUAGAGAAAAAUUUUGGAAUUAUAAAAAGCAAAAGUUAGAGAAGUUAAAUAACACCCAAAAAUAAGCCUCGGCUACUAUACGGUUUAUCAAAUAGAUGAAUUUAGCAUACUAUCAAAUAAAGAUCUGCAUAGACCCCAAUUGCAUAUACAACGCCAAUUUGUAGUGCCAAAUUUUGAAGGUCUCUGUAAAAUUGAUAAUAUUUGAGGCACACACAUUUGUUCCACAUCAAUUAAACAACAAAUAUGUUUUUGUUCGUAUGAACGGGCGGUGCAAAGUUUUAGUGAAUAUACGGCUUUGGUUUAUAAUACAAGACUAUUAGAAGCUGAAAACCAAAAGAUAAAUGAUUAUUGAACAUUAUUUAUUAAAGAAG